AUGCCCGUGCAGGAUGCUGAUCUUAAACAUGGCUUCUGCUUGCCCUUGGCUGAUGCACCCACCUCCCCCAAGAAGGCGAAGAGCAUCCCCGGGCGCUGUGACUUGGAGAGCUGGUUCUCACCUCCUUCCACCAAGUGUUCUGCCAUAAGGAUCAUUCCCGAGGAGGAGAUGACUGAGCAUAACUUUCUUGCCAUCCGAGUCAUGGUCACCAGUGAUACAAGCAGCUCUGAGCUGGAGUCUGAUUUUAAUGGUGACUCAUCUAACUCUGAAGUGAGCGAAGGACAGACCACGCUGCUGGAGCCCCCCGCCUGCUCGAGCCCCAUCCAGAGGUGGGCAUCGCUCAUCAGCAGCCCUGUGGUGCCAGAGGAAAGCUCCAAAACAUCCAAAGUUGCUGAUGCACUCCAGAGAGCCAACAGCUUUCACUCCACAGCGUUAAAUAAGUGUCAGAAUUGGAGGAGAAAACUCCAAACAAGCUUUCCUCUGCUGUCCAGCAAGAAACCUGGGCUACACUGGAAGGACAGCUCAGGCAGCUGUCAGAGCGGUCCUGGAGAGGGUCAUUCCCAAACACAGUCGAUUUCUUACAAUAGGCCACCAGAAACUACAAAAGGACAUUUGAAACCCUACAGCCAAGUAUUUCAAAGAAAAGAAAAAGCCAGAGAGAUGCCUGAAGACACAUAUUGCUAUGUCCCUCAUUGUUCUUUUCAGAGCAGCACCACAGGUUCUCCAAGGACCUCUCCUGGAAAUGGGAAACUAGUUGUUGAUUUUUAUGAGCCUGAAGAUACAGAUAGUGACUCUGGGACAUACUCAGCCCAGGACUGGAAGGAAAAAACGUGGAAAUACAUCUCUGAACCAGAAGACUUUAAUAAGAAGACAAAAGAGCUGUCAUCUCUGGAUUUGAAAGGGAGAGAUGGCAAAAAUACCAGGCACACAGAAGAAAAGCUCGAGCAAGAAUUAAAGGAGGCAAAAAAGAGGCUGGGGCUUUGUACUCAACAGCAACCCUUGUAUGACUCAAACAGGACAGACUUAGGUGGAACCAGGGCAGGGUAUCGAAACAGUGAAGCCCUGUGGACUACAGAGAAGGAUGAUGACUGCAGAAGAGAUGCAUUCAAACGAUCUGGUUGUCCUGUGCCUCUUGUAAUUGCAGGUGAUGCUCCGCCAGCUUUGCCAGUUGACACAAAAGAUGGUCUGAGGAGUCUGGAUGCAGUUUCCAGGGAGCACACAGCUGGCCAGCCAAAAUCACCACUGAGGAUCAUAGCCAAUGCUAUCAAAAGGUCUAUUUUGGAGCCUCUAACCUCGACUCCAGGAGGACUAAAGCAGGACUCAGAGAGAAAAGUCAAAGCCUCUUCGGAACAAGCUUUCUUCAGCUUCCCCAGCGCUCCUGGUAAUUCCCUAAGCCAAAGGAACACUAACAACAAUAACACUCAGACACAGGAUCUUAAAGUAGGGGAGUGGGAAGGAGAAUAUUUAGGAGAUGGAAGCCCUUUCUCAAAUCCACGUAAUUUUUCUGUCAGCUCCAAAGAGAUAUCUCUAAGGGAUUAUAGUGAACAGGUAUCCCUCACGUCCUACAGUCCUCACACCAGGCCUCCCAACACAACCAGUCUACCUCAGAAAUCAUCUUGCACUAGGAUGGAGGAUGUCCCGGGACUCUUAGAAAAGUUUAGCUUUAAGGACACUCCUCCAGAGACUCCCAUGGAUGACAUGUGUAUCUGUAAGGAACAGUCCACUCAUCGUUCAUCUCCAAAGCCCAAGAACACCUCCAAGGACAAUCUGGAUGACUCUGUACAAAAGGGUAGUCUUGGAUUGCUCUUCAGUAGACUGAGAAGUAAAGGUCAUGAAAGAGAAGGGAAUUCCUUGAUGUCAUCUCUGCUUGUCCCAAAGGACCAUUCUCCAGACAACAGCUUGUGCUAUCGUUCCACAGGAUGUGAACACCUACCUGUCAGAAAACAAGCUAGUGAGUAUUCGACUUCAUCCUCUGAUGAUGAAUUUGAAUUCAAGCCUUCAUUAACACACAAGGCAAAAACAGCUCUCAGAAGGAGAAGGAAGCUGGAGAAGGAGACAAAGCAGUUGAUUAAACAAGAGGAGCUGAAGAGGCUUCACAAAGCACAGGCAGUCCAACGCCAACUAGAAGAGUUGGAGGAAAGACAAAGAGCUCUGGAGAUUUCUGGUGUCGAACUGGAGAGAGAACUAAGAGGAGAAGCAGAUUCAGGCACAAAAGAUGAAACUCAGAUGCUACAUGAAUGGUUUGAGCUGGUCCUGGAGAAGAAUAAGUUAAUGCGUUAUGAGUCUGAGCUCCUGAUUAUAGCCCAAGAGCUAGAACUGGAGGACCACCAAAGCAGGUUGGAACAAAAGCUGAGGGAGAAAAUGGCCAUUGAUGACAGCCUUAAAGAUGAGGAGGAUCUGAAUGAGGAGGAUGAAAUUUUUAUUGAGAUGAUGAAAGUGGUGGAAGAAAGAGACAAACUUGUGUGUACCUUAGAGGAGCAGAGAGUGAAAGAAAAAGCAGAAGACCAGCACUUUGAAAGUCUUAUAUUAUCCAGAGGCUACCAGCUGAGCAGGAUUUAAACAGCCACAUGCAAAUAAACAUCAUUUCAGCAAUAUUCCCAAUCAUGGAGAUACAGUCUUCUGAAAAAUGAAGGAAUUAAAAUUUAAAAUCAGCUUAUUUGGGAAACAUGUCGUUUUGUUAUCAAAAGCUUCUAAGCACUUCUUUUACUCAUACUGGAGUGAGUCGUUUCACUGGCAGCUCAAAGGAUCACUGGCAUACAGAUUUGGACUGAAUUUGCCUGACUGAUGGGCAUCAGGGUCUGUGAAAGGGAAAUCAAAGCUCUAUUAUUCUCUUGGAAUUUUAUUUUAAUGCUGAGAGUAGAGUUUCUGAGGAACAUGAUGACAUCACUUCGUAUUUUUGAGACAGCAUUACUGUUCAUCUGUUUGUCUGAAUCUGUAUGUGCUUUUGUUAAUAUUUUGGCACAGCCAAGCCAUGGUCAACUAUGCAAAAGUCAGAAAACAAGCAUCUCAUAUAAAAAUAGGAUUAGAUUUUAUUUCUGGUGGAGGAAGAGUCAUUUGACUAAUGACUACAUAUAAGCACUCACUAAAACUACUGUAAAUACAAUGUCAGAAAUUAAUUUUUCAGGUAUUUGUAAGUUUUAUUGCACUGUGUAUUUUUGAACAAGAAGUUAAAGUGAUAUUAAAUCCCUACAUUUUGUAAAAUGGUAAGGGAUUAUCAAAGGAGUGACUACCCUUAAAGCUGUUACAUGCUCAAAAAAGUUUCUGUAUGUCAGAGAUUAAGGUCUUUAAAAUACAAUAAAAGAUCAUUCAAAAAUAGUAAUCCAGACCCAACUGAUAUUUAUAGGGUAGCCUUUACUAUGGUAGACUUUUUACAGUUGCUUGAUAAAACCUAUCACGAGUUGUGCCAUAGGGUGCAAUGAGUGGUAUAGCAGUUAAAGAUCUCCCUGAGAAUAAUUCCUGAAAAGGACUGCAAAAAAUGUUGAGUUUGUAAUAUCAACAUUUGAUAGAAAAUAUUGUGGCUGCAUUUAAACUACAUUUGUCUUCCUACUUAAGAAUAUAUGCAUAUUUUUAGCUUAAAGGAACUAUCCCCUGUCUUUGUUGUACGUGCAUUUGUAGAUAUUGGCAAAACAGAUGUUGCAGAAGUUCUCCUAAUUUAAGUACUUUCUUAAAUCUGAGGUAAUUCCGCAAUUUAAGAUUAGUGCAUCAUACAUACAGUUGGGAAUAUUACCAGAUUUUCAAACUGAAAACAGAAAAAAAACAAGAAAGAGAAACUGAAAGACUGUUUAUUUUUGAAUGUGAUUUUACCUCAUGCUCUGAGAAGAUUUGAUGUUCUCAUUAUUUCAUGAAUGGUGCUAAUGUGCAGCAUUUGCCUGCGGUACAGCCAAAGCUAGAAGCCUUCCUGUCACAAAAGGUUUAAACUAAAAAACCACUUGGUAGGUACUUGUAGGGUAACAGGCACACUGGAUUCUGUCACAAUAACUUAUUAAUUAUCUUCAGGGUUUUUUUUGCUGUAUUAAAGAAAUUUGAAAUACCCAUUCUAAAUAUAAAAGCAAGUUCUUACUAUUGGCCACAGAUAAAUAUACAAGGACUAUGCUGUUGUUCUACACUAUUUAUGUGUUCUUAUUUAUUUGACUGUUUAAAGAGGAUAAAUGUCAGAUUACAUUUUACAGUUUGGAUGUUGUCUCUGAUUUUGGUUGAAAAAUGUGUAUUUUCAACAGUUGUGUAUAGGAAAAGCUGUGCAUUGCAGAGUAGACUUACCAAUUUGGUAAAUAAUUAGCAAGAAAAUAUGAAUUAGGAUUUUAAACAAGGUUGAGUUACUAUAACUUGAAGGGAUGGUCUAAAAACGUAACAGGCAGGGCUUUAAAAGUACCAUUUGUCUUCCAUCACAGUGGAAAGACAGAGGAGAAUCCUUGAAUGUGUUCCAAAAUUACCAUCUUUUUUUCCCCUGUCACUCAUAGGCUAAGCAUACCUAUUGUUCAGAUGACAUCUUUAUUGAGAUUAGUUGCAGUGAUUGAUUUUUUUAAACUAUUACUCAAGAUUGACACAAAGUAGGAGAGGCAGAGCAGCAAUAAAUAUUUUAGUUUUCUCUGUUGAGUUCUGCUGGUAUUUCCAGUUAUGUGGAGAAAAUUUCUGGGUUUCAUCACUGUUGCUAGAAGCCUCAUGUAAUCCCAUAGAACAAGACAGUCUAGAACAUUUAUCACAGCUUUCUGAAGAAAAACAGAGAGUCAAAGUAUUUUCAAGGUAUUUUUAAAAAGUGAGAUUUCAGUUUACAGGAGAUACCUGUUCUGCUAUAAAACCAAAUACAAAAGGGUGCUUUCCCUUUAGCUCCAAAGUUUUGCAUUGCUGGGAGUAUUAGAGACAACAGAAGCUGAGGGCCAUCAGCACUUUAGGGACUUCAAAAAUAUUCUUACUAAAAGAAUACUUUUUCUAGACGCCAUGUGGUUGUAAUACUUGCUGCACCCAAAAACACGUGUCUGCUCUUGGGUGGAAAAACCUGUCAGGCCACUGUAACCCUACCUGAUAUUAAGUACCUCACCAGAUUAGAACCAAAAAUAAACUGUGCAAGUGAUUUAGAAAAUAAUAGACUCUUAAUUAAGUCAUUUAAAGCAGGUCUUUGUGUAUUAUGAGAGUAGAGAAGGAGGUAAAAAAAAGGGAAGCUAUGUGCACUGUUCACAGGUCAAUUUGAUAUGGUUGGCUUUUAUUAGAACUGUAUUUAAACACUGGUUUGGUUAUGAGUUUUCUUGCUGCUCAGUCUUUUCUGUGAAUUGCCUCACUAAUUUAUAAUAGAUUUGUUCAUUUUUAAGUUCUUGGCACUGUCAUUUUGGGGUAUGAUGUGGUGUGCUGGAAUGUAUUGAAUGUGUCUAAAUGGGCUGGA
Myiozetetes cayanensis is the source of this 5374-nucleotide messenger RNA. Its product is annotated as F-actin-monooxygenase MICAL2-like. Lineage: Eukaryota; Metazoa; Chordata; Aves; Passeriformes; Tyrannidae. Bases 1 to 2559 code for a protein of 852 amino acids. The transcript is spliced from 12 exons. The record is from RefSeq and is a predicted model, not a curated record.